AUGACUCCAAUCACUAUCGGCAAUUACCGCAGCUCCACCAAUGACGACGCGACCAUCAUCAACGCGGCAGCCGUUGUCGCUUGGACCGCAACCGGCCGAAAUUUUCACUCCAGUGAGGCUGCCGUCCCGACUGUCGCUCCACCAUCGUUGACUGCCGCCUAUCGCUGUGGGAUGCCUUUGUCGCUGGGAUCGCUACCCAACGCCAUGAUCCACUCUCUGUUCGACAAUCGCCUCCAAUGCUGGCUCAAGGCUCCGGCUGUGCUCUCUGAGAAUGAUCGAACGAAAAUGACGCGCGCGUAUGAGGCACGAGUCUUUAUCAGGAAGUUCCGAGAGGCGGCAGAGUGGAGCGGUCAACAAGGCGACCAGCAGCUUCAGACGCGAGUCGACAAACGUGUUUCAUCUUGUUGUCUCGAGCAUCGGAACGGAGCGAUCGUUGGUGCGGCAGAGCGAGAGGUGGCGUGUGUGGUUCGGCAACAACGACGGUGUGCGGGCUGUGGAUCGCAGGAGCGGAUGCAAAGAGUUAAUAAUAAUUUUCUGAAACCGUGCGGUUUCGGCAUCACUCCUGGCGCAUCCAUAGCAAGACGUGGCGUUUCAGCUGCGGUGUGCGUGUCGGCAUAUUGCCGUGGUCCUUCGAAGGAGCCGAUUGGUGGCAGCGGUCGUGUGGAGCGCGACUGUCGGUGGAGUGGAGGCUGGUGGUCGUGUCAGUGGUGGUGGACACGGUCGUUGGUUCCCAUCAUCGAGUUCUGGUGGUUGUGUGUAGUGUUAUCGGCAAUACAACGUCGCAUCGCAGGUGGCUUUGAGGUGGAUAACAGCCAGCGGUACAUCCCAUUGAGUCGGCGGCUCGUCACAAAAGGUAAGAGUUCCCUGUUUCUAUUGGGUGAUUGUGCAACGGGGGCGGUAGGAGUGUGUGAGAGAUUUGAGUAUCCAACAUUGGUCCGAAACGAACCGGAUUAUAACCAUGAGAAAAGUGAAGUGAAAAGUGUGAUCAUGGAUAAAAUAAAGCAACUGAUCCACCAACGCGGUCAAGUGAGAGGGCGAGUAACAAAGAUCGUUAAGAAGCUUGGCGAAGCGGCAGAUAGACCAGAAGAUACGAGUUUUUCCCAGUUAAAAGCGUUAGAGAAGAAACUGGAACUGAAUUACUCUGAGUACACAGCGAAGCAUGACUUGGUCAUUGCUAUGUGUAACGGUGAGAAUUUGGAGGAACAGGAUGAGAAGAUGGAAGAGUUCGAUGAGCUGCAUACUGAUGCAUUGAUGAAACUUAAUCUUCUGAUGGAUUUCUUCCGUGGGAAUCAAACAGCGAGUAACGUUGGGGCUCCUCAAGUGAUCGUUACCCAGCAACCUCUGAAGACGCCGAUUCCAACUUUCGAUGGAAAGUACGAAGGUUGGCCAAAAUUCAAGGCUCUAUUCAACGAUUUGGUCGGAAAGUGCGGUGAUUCCGAUGCAACUAAGCUACAGUACCUGGACAAGGCAUUGAUCGGCGAUGCAUCUGGUAUACUGGACGCGAGAAUUAUCAACAACAAUAACUACCAGCAAGCGUGGAAGCUGUUAGAAGAGCGUUUUGAAAAUCCUAGAGUGAUUAUUGAUACCCACAUAUCUGGAUUGCUAUCAAUGAAAGCAAUUCCCAAGCAAAGCUACAAGGAGCUGAGAUCACUAAUCGAUACUUGCAGUCGUCAUGUGGAAGGCCUGAGAUUCAUGAAACAGGAGGUUGACGGUACAGCGGGACUCAUCGUGGUUAAGUUAUUAGCCAUGUGCCUCGAUGGAGAAACACGGAAGCAGUGGGAACAAACCUUGGAUCAUGGCGAACUACCCGAUCUGGAUGACACCCUGAAGUUUCUCCGCAAUUAUUGCCAGGUACUUGAGAGAUGCGAGGUAGACAUGACCCCAGCAAAGGUAGCAGUCAGACCUUUUACAACCGGGAGAACUAGUGCAUCACCGAGAACUUCUCAUCCAGCGACUUCGAGUUCAUCGGAUAACAUAUGUGAAAUAUGUGAAGGUCAGCACAGCAACUACAAAUGUCCAACAUUCUUGAGCUUUGGUAUCGAUCAGCGUGUUGCCAAAGUGAAACAAGUGGGAUUAUGUUUCAACUGCCUUCGUAAGGGUCAUCAAAUCAGAACUUGUCCCUCGGAUAGGGUGUCCCAAGUUGAACCGGAGCCACAAGGUGACAGAGGAGAAUCCGAUUCAGCCGAAGCGAAGACAGUAUCAACAGUGCUCCCAGAAGAUCCCGUGUCUACAGCAUGUUCUAGUGUUCAGCGGCGAGCGAAACAAGUGCUUUUGAUGACGGCAAUGGUGAAUGUAGUGUCGAAGAGUGGAAGGUUCUUCAAGUUACGUGCUCUUCUGGAUUCCGGAUCUCAAGUCAAUUUGAUUUCUGAAUCCGCCCUAUCCUCUGAUUAUUCUGGAUUCGAGAGUAGUGUGGACUGUUUGGUGACAACGAGAGUGACAGGAAAAAUUCCAUCCGUCGCAGUCAAUAUUUCGGAAUGGAAGUUUCCUCCAGGCAUUGUGUUAGCCGAUCCCAGUUUUAACGAAUCGAAGGAUGUGGAUCUAUUGAUUGGUGCGGAACUGUUUUUCCUAAUUCUGAAGCAAGCCCAGUUGAAGAUCUCCGAAGAUUUGCCUACUUUGUAUGAAACCCAGUUCGGGUGGGUUAUGACCGGCGCAGUAGAGGAAUCCGAUGGUGAAGUUGUCAACGUGCUAUGUGCAACUGACGAGGACCCGUUGCUGAAGAGCAUUCAGAGGUUUUUUGAGCAAGAGGAGCUUCCAGAGGAGAAGUUUCCUACGAGUGAGGAACAAGCAAUUGAGGAGCAUUUCCGAGCAACAUAUCACCGAAAUGAGGAAGGCCGAUUUGUAGUUCAACUUCCGUUUCGUGAAUCUCUCAAACAACUAGGUGAUUCUCGAUCAUUGGCAAUGAGGAGAUUCCUGUCGAGCGAGAGGCGCCUAGCCAAAGACCCUGAGAUGAAAAGUAUGUACCAAUCCUUCCUUAAGGAAUACGAAGACCUUGGCCACUGCCAUGAGAUUCGCGAGGAAGACGAUCCACCCGGCCAACAGAGAUACUACUUUCCGCAUCAUGCUGUAAUUAAACCUUCGAGUACUAGCACAAAGUUACGUGUUGUGUUCGACGGCAAGGCGAAGUCUAAUGGAUUAUCCCUCAACGAAGUUUUGAUGAUCGGCCCAAAAAUUCAGAGUGACUUAUUCUCCAUCGUACUGCGUUUCAGAAGACAUGUUUAUGCAUUCUCUGCAGACGUAGAAAAAAUGUACAGACAAGUUAAGAUCGACCCAAACCAAACACGGUUCCAGAGAGUUUUUUGGCGCGACAAUCCAACAGAUCCAAUACGAGUGUUGGAGUUGUCAACGGUCACCUAUGGGACAGCUCCUGCUUCUUUUCUUGCUGUGAGAUCCAUGAUUCAACUGGCUAGAGAUGAAAGCAAUAACUUUCCAGAAGCUGCAGAAGCUAUACUAGAAGACUGUUAUAUGGACGAUAUACUGAGUGGUGCAUCGACGGUAGCGACAGCAAAAAGAAACAGGAUCCCUGAACAGGAUCGUGAAAAGUUAGUUCGGAUUGAAGAUUCUGGUACCAACGAAACUAUCCGAGCGCUGGGUAUUUUGUGGAACCCAAGAAGUGACGAAUUUCUAUUUUGGAAAAGCCCAGAUGAAAGGCAACUCGACGGUGAGAUCACUAAAAGGAACGUACUCUCACAAAUUGCCAAAUUGUUCGACCCUCUUGGCCUCAUAUCUCCCGUUAUCGUAGUAGCCAAGAUAAUCAUGCAACAGUUGUGGGCCGAUGGUUUGGGCUGGGACGAGACCCUAGAUGGCGAGUUACUGAAAAGAUGGGUGGCGUUUCGUCAGACACUCGUGGAAUUGAACGAGAUAAAAAUACCGAGAUGUGUCAUCGUUCCAGAAGCCCUUCAUAUUGAGAUUCACGGUUUUUCUGAUGCUUCAUGUGCUGCCUAUGGUUCUUGUAUUUAUUUGCGUUGCGUUCAAAAGGAUGGAGCUGUGUCCGUACGUUUGUUGUGCAGUAAAUCAAGGAUAGCCCCCCUGCGUCGCCUCACAAUGCCUAGAUUGGAAUUGUGUGCGGCCGUGACUUUGGCGAGGUUGGUUAGUACAGUGAUAUCGAUUCUGAAGAUCGAAAUUCAUGAUGUCAAAUUGUGGUCGGAUAGCCAGAUCGUGUUAGCGUGGUUAAAGAAGAGUCCAGAUCAAUUACAUGUCUACGUGAAAAACAGAGUGGUGGAAAUUAAUAAACUUACAGAAGGCUACAAGUGGAAGUACGUAAGGUCUGAAGACAACCCAGCAGAUUUGGUGUCCAGAGGUUGCAACCCCGAGACUUUGUGUCGAACUGAUCUUUGGUGGAAUGGUCCAUUGUUUCUUCAAGCGACAAGUUAUGAGGAUCAAGAAGUACCGAUGGUUCAUGACGACGAACUUCCAGAAAUUAGGAUCGUGAAGGUUUGUAACCAAGUGACUAAUGAUGAAGAUGAGCCUGUGUUCCAGAGGUGUGGCACAUUUCCAAAGCUACAGCGAAUAUUAGCGCAGGUAGUGCGAUUCACCCGAUUAAUACGAACGACAAAGGAAAAACGUGCAAGUUCCCAUUACAUUUCAGUGUAUGAUAUGCGGAAGGCGAUGGAAUACAUUGUGCGCAUAUUACAAAAAAACGAACUGAGUGAGGAAAUCCGGUGUGUCCAGAGCAAGGUAUUACCAAAGCGGCUUGCAAAUCUGCAACCAUUUAUAGACGAAAAAGGGUUACUUCGGGUCGGCGGGCGGUUACAGAACUCCAAACUACCGUUUGAUGCCAAGCAUCAAAUACUUCUUCCUAGCAAUCACCGAGUAACGGAGAUGCUCAUCCGAAAUUAUCACGAGGAGAGGUUACAUGAAGGUCCAUCCGGACUGUUGGCAGCAAUAAGGCAAAGGUAUUGGUUAGUUAAUGCUCGUUCUGCCAUUCGUAAAGUAACUCGCAGCUGCGUGAAAUGCUUUAAAAGCAACCCAAAAGGAGUACAACCCGUAAUGGGAAAUCUACCAGAUGAGCGUGUAAAUUCUGCAUCAGCGUUUGAACUCACCGGUGUAGACUACGCUGGCCCAGUGACAGUGAAGGAAGGAAGGCAUAAACCAAAGCACAUAAAGGCCUACAUCGCAUUGUUUGUGUGUAUGGUGACAAAAUCGAUUCAUCUAGAACUCGUAUCGGAUUUAACCACUGAAGCAUUUCUCGCCGCCUUGGAUCGUUUUACUAACCGACGAGGAAUGGUGCGCAAAAUUAUGUCAGACAACGCUACUAAUUUUGUUGGUGCCUCCAAGGAGCUACACCAACUGUUCCUGAUGUUUCGUGACAGAUCUUCGACCGCAAGAAUCCAUGAUUUUCUAAUCAAGAAGGAGAUAGAGUGGGAAUUUAUACCUCCUAGAUCACCGAAUUUCGGAGGUUUGUGGGAGGCAGGAGUCAAGGUUAUCAAGUCCCAUCUGCAUCGAACUUUGGGAAACGCAAUUUUGACAUUUGAAGAGUUCGGAACAGUUUUGACUCACAUUGAAGCCAUCGUGAAUUCUAGGCCGUUAUAUGCCCUGUCUGAUGAUCCGAACGAGCCGCUUCCAAUCACCCCAGCUCACCUGAUGCUUGGAAGACCGUUAGAGCCAAUUCAGAAGCCAUCGUACUCAGAUAUACCAGUGAACCGCUUGUCUCGUUAUCAGUACUUGAAUUUUUUACGUGAAGGAUUUUGGGCAAGGUGGUCACGUGACUACUUGUCAACACUUCAAUCAAGGGUAAAAUGGACCAAAAGUGAACCAAAUUUGAAAAUGGGUACCAUUGUGCUACUAGUGGAAGACAAUCAACCAGUUCAAACAUGGAAGAUGGGCCGUAUCGUUGCACUUUACCCGGGUAGGGAUCAUGUGAUUAGAGUCGCCGAUGUGAAGACUGCAGCGGGUGUUUUCCGUCGAUCUAUUCGGAAGUUGGCACCUCUCCCUAUUGCGGACAACGUAGAAUCAGCAAUAUCUGUUUUGGAAUAA
Armigeres subalbatus is the source of this 5973-nucleotide messenger RNA. RefSeq lists its product as uncharacterized. Gene Ontology annotation, molecular function: aspartic-type endopeptidase activity; zinc ion binding; nucleic acid binding. The transcript is spliced from 6 exons. The record is from RefSeq and is a predicted model, not a curated record. Lineage: Eukaryota; Metazoa; Arthropoda; Insecta; Diptera; Culicidae. The coding region runs from base 1 to 5973 and encodes 1990 amino acids. Gene Ontology annotation, biological process: DNA integration; proteolysis.